AGCGUGGAAAGCGAAGGUCCUUCCCCGGGAUCCCGGGUGGCACUGGCGCUUCCGACGCGCGGCUCCGCGGAACCCUCGCAGCCCGCGCCCUGUGGGUCUCGCCUGGCCGGCACUCAUCGGUGGGACUUCGCCACCGAUCUGGCGUUUCUUCUUUGAUUUGGGGACAGUUCCCGCCAACGACGCCGGACGCACCUUAACAGCUGGCUCGGCGGGCGGGCGGGCGCCCCGUAGCCCUCCCCGCGCGUGCGGCUCUCGGCCCUGCCCUCCCCGACGGAGUGCGGCUCUCGAGGGGGCCCCUGACCGCCUAAAGCUUUCCUCGUGCGGCGGGAUUGGGGUGUCCGCCGCCGGCAUGGCCUUCACUUUCGCUGCUUUCUGCUACAUGCUGUCCCUGGUGCUCUGCGCCGCGCUCAUCUUCUUCGCCAUCUGGCACAUCAUUGCCUUUGAUGAGUUAAGGACGGAUUUCAAGAGCCCCAUAGACCAGUGCAACCCUGUUCAUGCGAGGGAACGACUGAGGAACAUUGAACGCAUCUGCUUCCUACUGCGAAAGCUGGUCCUGCCAGAAUAUUCCAUCCACAGCCUCUUCUGCAUCAUGUUCCUGUGUGCGCAGGAGUGGCUCACCCUGGGGCUGAAUGUCCCGCUGCUUUUCUACCACUUCUGGAGGUAUUUCCACUGUCCAGCUGACAGCUCUGAACUAGCCUAUGACCCUCCAGUAGUCAUGAACGCCGAUACCCUGAGUUACUGCCAGAAGGAGGCCUGGUGUAAGCUGGCCUUCUAUCUCCUCUCCUUCUUCUACUACCUUUACUGCAUGAUCUACACGUUGGUGAGCUCUUAACUCAAAGACCACACACGUCAUCCAAGAUUGGCAGCAGGGAGGCCCCAGACUGAGAAGUCCAUUUCCGCUGGUGACUGGAGAAGGGCACAGAGAGGACAAGGGUGGG
Messenger RNA from Sorex fumeus (smoky shrew), 938 nucleotides. RefSeq names its product cornichon family AMPA receptor auxiliary protein 3 (gene CNIH3). Bases 350 to 832 code for a protein of 160 amino acids. The record is from RefSeq and is a predicted model, not a curated record. The transcript is spliced from 6 exons. NCBI's taxonomy places the organism in Eukaryota, Metazoa, Chordata, Mammalia, Eulipotyphla, Soricidae. Gene Ontology annotation, biological process: vesicle-mediated transport; regulation of AMPA receptor activity. Gene Ontology annotation, cellular component: synapse; dendrite.